Molecule: messenger RNA, 1431 nt
Organism: Branchiostoma belcheri (Belcher's lancelet)
Lineage: Eukaryota; Metazoa; Chordata; Leptocardii; Amphioxiformes; Branchiostomatidae
Product: plasminogen-like
Molecular function (GO): endopeptidase activity; signaling receptor binding
Source: RefSeq, a predicted model, not a curated record
AUGGCGGCGAAGGGUCUGCCUAAAAUCCCGGAUGUUCCCCUACCCAGUCCAACUUCUCCCAACACAACACCUACACCUACACCUACACCUACACCCACACCUACACCUGUUUUGACUAAAGCCCAAGUCAAAGACUGUAUGGAAGGUGAUGGGGCAUCCUACCGAGGAACAGUCUCUGUGACCGAAUCAGGCAGGACGUGUCAACGUUGGGACAGUCAGACACCCCAUGGGCACACUACGACCGCUGCUAACUGGCCUUCAUCCGGGUUGGAUCAGAACUACUGCCGGAAUCCUGACCACCAACUGACCCUCUGGUGCUUCACCACGGAUCCCGGCAAGAGAUGGGAGUUCUGUGAUGUUCCACACUGUUAUGGGCAACUCGCUCAAACCAAAGACUGUACGGCAGGCGAUGGAAAAUUCUACCGAGGAACAGUCUCUGUGACCCGCUCGGGCAGGACGUGUCAACGCUGGAACAGUCAGACACCACAUAGUCACUCAAGGACGCCUUCCAACUACCCUGCAUCCGGGCUGGACCAGAACUACUGCCGGAAUCCUGACGGGGAAGAUACCCUUUGGUGCUACACCACCGAUUCCGGAAAGAGAUGGGAGUUCUGCGAUGUGCCAUUCUCCCAAGACGAAGACUGUAAAGUGGGUUACGGGGACACCUACCGAGGAACAGUGUCUGUGACCUACUCUGGCAAGACGUGUCAGCGCUGGGACAGGCAGACACCUCAUAGCCACGACAGGACGCCCGCCAACCACCCAUCCUCCGGACUGGACCAGAACUACUGCCGGAAUCCUUACGGCGCGUCUAGCGUCUGGUGCUACACCACGGAUCCCGGCACGAGAACUGAAUUCUGUGAGGUGCCGUUCUGUAAAGAUUCACUCGACUGUAAGGUAGGCAAUGGAGCAUUCUACCGAGGAACAGUGGCUGUGACCCGCACGGGCAGGACGUGUCAACGCUGGGACAGGCAGACACCUCAUAGCCACGACAGAACGCCUGCCAACUACCCUGCAUUCGGGCUGGAGCAGAACUACUGCCGCAAUCCUGACGGCAUAUCCACCCUUUGGUGCUACACCACGGAUCCCGGCACGCGAUGGGACUACUGUGAUGUGCCACUCUGUAAUCCGCCAUUCGCUCAGACCGAAGACUGUAAGACAGGCGAUGGGAGAUUCUACCGAGGAACAGUCUCUGUGACCCGCACGGGCAGGACGUGUCAACGCUGGGACAGUCAGACACCCCAUAGUCACUCAAGGACACCUGCCAACUACCCUGCAUCCGGGCUGGACCAGAACUACUGCCGGAAUCCUGACGGAGAAGACACCCUUUGGUGCUACACCACGGAUUCCGGAAAGCGAUGGGACUACUGUUACGCACCAACCUGUUAUACGCCAUUCGUUCGAGACAUUAAAAAGAUGGAGCUCAUCUGA